Messenger RNA from Mobula hypostoma (lesser devil ray), 1440 nucleotides. It is a transcript of the gene ybx1, whose product is annotated as Y box binding protein 1. Gene Ontology annotation, molecular function: nucleic acid binding. The coding region runs from base 19 to 1047 and encodes 342 amino acids. Gene Ontology annotation, cellular component: nucleus. The record is from RefSeq and is a predicted model, not a curated record. The transcript has 10 exons. Lineage: Eukaryota; Metazoa; Chordata; Chondrichthyes; Myliobatiformes; Myliobatidae. Gene Ontology annotation, biological process: regulation of gene expression.
UCUCGCGAGAGGCCAGCCAUGUUCUUUCAGCGGAGGGAAAGAGAGAAGAAAGAAGCGGAGAGAGCGCAGGAGCCCCCACCUCAGACCGGCCCGAGCCGCAACCACCUCACGCAGCCUGUCAACACCAUGAGCGAGGCCGAGACGGAGCAGCAACCCGAACAGCAGCAGCAGCAACAGCCAGACAAACCCAAAUCCCCCGGGGAGAAGAAAGUCAUCGCAACAAAGGUUCUUGGAACAGUAAAGUGGUUCAACGUACGAAAUGGAUAUGGAUUCAUCAACAGGAAUGAUACAAAGGAAGAUGUGUUUGUACAUCAGACUGCUAUAAAAAAGAAUAACCCACGGAAAUACCUCCGCAGUGUUGGAGACGGUGAAACUGUGGAGUUCGACGUAGUGGAAGGCGAAAAGGGUGCAGAAGCAGCAAACGUAACUGGUCCCGGAGGAGUUCCAGUCCAAGGAAGCCGAUAUGCCGCGGACAGAAAUCGUUAUCGUCGCUACAACCCUCGCCGCCGAGGUCCACCACGUAAUUACCAACAGAACAUUGAAGGUGGAGAGAAAGGAGAUGGAGCAGAGACAGCAACAGAUGGAGAAAACCAAGAUUAUCAAAAUCAGCAACAUCGCCCUCCCUACAGAAGACAGCGUUACCCACCUUACUUUGUUCGUCGUCGCUAUGGUCGCCGCCCACAAUAUAGCAACCAGCCUCAGGGAGAAAUUACUGAGGGUGGUGAAAUAAAUGAAAACCAGGUUGCUGGGGAAGAAGGUAAACCUAACAGAGGACAAAAUCGUUUUAGGGGCUACCGUCCACGCUACCGCAGAGGGCCUCCUCGCCCACGUCAACCAAGGGAGGGGAGUAGUGAAGAAGACAAAGAAAAUCAAGGGGAUGGCCAACAAGAUCAACAGUCUCAUCCCAGACGAUUUCGCCGCAACUACAACUACAGACGUCGUCGACCACAAAACCCUAAACCAAAAGAUGGCGAGGAGGCCAAGGCACCCGAAACACCAGCUGAGAACAUCUCUGCUCCUGAGACCGAGCAGGGCAAUGCUGAGUAACACCAGCUCAGCAUCUUUACCAUCAACUAAGUGAGUACUUUUUUGUCAUCAAAUGGAAGACCAUCAAAGUCAAAUUCCAGCAAUAAUAAGAAAAGUGAGCUUUCGACUGUAAUGAAGAUCUGCAGUGCUUGCAUACAGUUGACCAGAUACCAGAAUGUUUCACACAGUAAACCUAUGCACCAUGGUUUCUUAACCUUUCCUGAAACAGCUUUUUGGAACUGGCUUAAAACAGAUUUUUGUAGAUGGUCUAUUUUCCUUUUUACUUCAAAUGGUUUUUAAGCUUAUUUGAUAUCUGGUCAAUUUGAAUUUUUGAAAUACCAGUUUUUAAUUUGUAAGCAUUGUACACCUGAACUUUAAGUACAACCGGGCAUCUAAUAAAAGUCCGAAAGAACA